CGUCGUCGUCACCGUCGCCUGCUAACAAACGAUUCCGAGAGGAACGCGCUUCAUUUCUCGCGGGCAUGUGCUCCUAGACUGUAUUCUCUCCCGCGCUCUCUCUGUCUGUCUCUCUCUUUCUCUCUCUUUCUCUCUCUUUCUCUCUCUCCCUCCGCCUCGACGACGAGGUGCGAUCUCGCGGGGACGAGAUCCGUGCUUAAUCACGGCCGCCCGCGCCACGCUCGCUUCCGGUAAUCGAUCGGCAGCACUCGCGUACACAUCGGGCCCGUCAAGAUGGGCUCUAUAGUGCUCAAGUCGCUCUCGGUGCUGCUCGGAAUAUUUUUCGUCUUCGUCGGCACCAUGAAGCUCACGUCACACAUCAGCAAGGACCUGCACAAGGACCUGAGAAAGGAGUAUGUCAAGUACGCAAAAGUGUUCCCGCUCUCGGGGACGUUCGACUUCAAAGUGCCCAGCAAGUGGUAUCGAAGAGUCGUGGGCUCGCUGGAGAUUAUCUGCGGCCUCGCCAUGGCAAUUAUUCCAAGUCACAAAGUUAAGAACUUGUCGAACACAGUGCUGCUGCUUCUAAUGCUGAUGGCUGUGUACUCUCAUUACAUGGUCAAUGAUAAGUUCGAGAGGAUUGCCCCGGCACUGGUAUUCUUCUUUAUGCUGACGGGGCGAUUAGUGAUUGAUUGGCAGCUGAGACGAGGGGAUAUGCAAUCGGUGACGGCAAACGGCGUCGAUGACAAAGCUAAGAAGCAAGACUGAACGGAAUUAUGAUUGAGAACGCAUCGUUUUCACGUUAACCCACGAGAUUCUACGAUUUAAUUUCUGAAACACUGUAAAAUUAAUGUUUAUUUAUUUCAAAUGUCUCUCUUUCGCUUACAUUUUUUCUAAAAAUGAGUCUCUUUUAAAAGACUCAAAGCAUCGUUUACUCAAUAUCUCUUUUUAAAAUUUUUUUUCCUAAUGUGUGUAAACUCGGGAGAUACUCGCAACAAGAAACUAUAUAAUAUUUAGAAAGAAAAAGAGAAAUGUGGUACUUUGGGAUCAUGUGGGUUAAAUGAAUAAAAAGUAUAAACUUUCGAAAGAAGAAGCGAGAUGGGAAACAAGUGAUUUAUGGUAAUUACUUUUAAUGCGAAUAUUAAAUUUUCAUUGCACUCUAUAUCUACUUUGCACACAAUAUUGCAAUAUGAUUUACAAAAUAAAAAGCAAGCAUCAUUAAAUUUAUAGAUGCGAUAAAAUUCACAAUUAAUUGCGAAAUUAUGAAAAAGAAAGUAAUAAUAAUUUCUUACCUUUUAUGCCUCUUUCUUAUUUCAUGAUGUAAAUUAUUUGACACGAAUUAAUUUCGAUAUAUGAACGUAAUUUAGUGAUUAAUUAAAAUCUGUAAUGCAAAAUUUGAUUGUUAAAAUUAAUAGUAAUCGCAAUCCAAUCAGAGAUCGGUAAAUGUUGUUUUCGCUAAUCGAUGUGAUAGUGUUUCAUCCCGCGACAAUUUGAUUCAUUAAGACAAGAUACUAUUGCACCAAUGUCAAUUGUUGCGCUGGCCAUGAUUCAAAAAAUUAUCUCUCUCUGUUUAUACUACAGUUUUAUACUACAGUUAAGACAAUGAUAUGAAAAAAAACAAAGAUUCUCCAAUGCAAAUAAUUAUUAUCAAUAAUAAUUUUAAGAUUAUGAUUAACUUAUUCUGAUUAAUUCGUUGUCUCUUUUCAUCUCUUUUAUAAUUACAUGAUUAAUCGUAUUAAAUACACACACAUACAAAUGCACAAUAUACAUAACACUGUAAUAUAAGCAGAUAUAUAAUAUAAAUAAACUAAAUAUAUAUAGACAUGAUAUAUGUAAAAACAAGUAUAAAGAAAAUUAUAUGAUGCUAGCUGUGGUGUAAACAGAGAAAGAAAAUUUGCCGCGCGUAAUACUGAUUGACAUUGAUGCGAUUCGGUCCUCGGUGACUUUAGCUUAAGUAUGAGGUACUAACUGCCAUUUGAAUGAUUGUGUCCUUAUAUAUGUUGUGCGAGGAUGCGUGUAUGGACAUAUCGAGAAAAUGUUUCUAGUAAUCGAGACAUACACAAGCGCGUAUAUAUUAGCGUUAAUUUAUUUCGUAAAAACUUCACGUGCAAAUAAGGAGUGUGAUCGGACAAUUUGAUAAAUAAAAACUAAAAUUUUAAAAGUGAGAAAUCAGUGGAUAGACUUUCCUAUAAGCACCAUUUGAUACCUAUGAUCGUAUUUUUAUGCGAGACAAUACUUUAAGUUACGAUAAUGAUUUGUGGAAUGUUUAUGCACUUGAAUAUAAAAUUAAUAUCUUUGUCCCUCUAUGAAAAUUUCAUAAUAAUUCUCAUAAAUUAUUAAUUUGCUUUGGAUUUUGAAAAGAUAUUUGUAUGCUAUAUCUUUGUUUAAAGCAUGAUUAUAUUAAUGUUUAAAUUUUCCUUUUUGUAUAUAAAAUUGUAAUGAAAGAUACAUAAUUACAUCAUUUAAAUGUUGUACCGAGAAAGUAUUAUCGUUUAAUUAUUAAAAUUUUUCGAUAUAAUCACAUUUUUAUAUCAUGUAAUGUUUAAUAAAAACCAGGAAAUAUUGAGAAGAUCGA
Messenger RNA from Camponotus floridanus (Florida carpenter ant), 2551 nucleotides. Its product is annotated as transmembrane protein 35A. Gene Ontology annotation, biological process: positive regulation of protein localization to cell surface; chaperone-mediated protein complex assembly. The transcript is spliced from 4 exons. Bases 274 to 744 code for a protein of 156 amino acids. Gene Ontology annotation, cellular component: endoplasmic reticulum. Lineage: Eukaryota; Metazoa; Arthropoda; Insecta; Hymenoptera; Formicidae. The record is from RefSeq and is a predicted model, not a curated record.